GUCUUCCCAUAUAUAUGCAUUAGCCCACGUAUGCAUUACGCCACAUACGAAUUACCCCGCAUAUGAAUUAUCCUACAUAUGACAUGACCUUAAACUUUGUUUCCAUGUUAAAUAAAAAAUAUAUAUAUAUUUCCAUACAGGAUUUUUCUAAAUUUGGCUUUUGUCCAGCCCACAUGUGAUCUAGUAUGCUAUACAUGUAACCACAUAGGUUUUCGAGGCCGUAAAUUCAUAAGGUGCGGACGAGUACAUAGGCGAAAUAGCUGGAGGAGUAAAGAAGUUGGGUUCGUCAUGUCCCGUUAGUCGAGUUCGAUCGCCUCGCUGAAUAUUAUAAAAGGUGGAACCAGCUCCGAUGCCUCUAGUCAGUACGGGACGAUGAAUCCCUCCAGGUCUUUAUGGGGCCCCAUAAGACAUGGUCCUUACGUUAUCACUGUAUUCCUCGUUUGCACGUUGAUUAUCGUACCAUAUGCAUCGGCAGUGCAUCCACGCGUGAGGAGAGCUCAGGAUCAGGAUGAUACUUUGGAAGUCCCUGUAGCGGAGGCAGCAGUGCCUACCGAUUCCGUAGUCGUCAGGGCCGUCGAGAUACCUGAAGAAAGGGUGACGUACGAGGGGGCCCAAGUGUGGCGGGUUGUGGCUACCGAGGAACAGACGGAAUUUGUUGAAUAUCUUCAAGAGACUGGAGAGAUUUCUAUGUGGUCUGGUAAUCACACGGCCCUGGACGUUCUUGUACAUCCUGACGCUAUCCCACGGGUGUCCCGUUUCCUGAGGGACAGAAGAGUCAAAUUCGACGUGGUUAUACCUGAUUUGCAACGAGCUAUAGAUACGGAAAAUCCUAUACCGUCGCCCGAGGAGAUGGAAGAGCUGGCAGGUCGAAAAGGUCAUCGGAUGGAAUGGAGCAGUUAUCACAGACUGGAGGAUAUUCAUGGUUAUCUCGAUUAUUUGGCUCAAACCUUUCCCGAUCUGUGCUCGGUAAUGAGUAUAGGAAAUUCUGUGGAGGGACGACCACUUAAGGUAUUGAGAAUCAGUAAUGGAAAACCGGAUGCACCUGCAUUAUGGAUUGAUGGCGGUAUACAUGCAAGGGAGUGGAUAAGCCCAGCGAGUGUGACGUACAUAAUAAAUCAUUUGGUCGAAAAUAGCGAGGAAAUCGAAGCGGAUUAUUAUAUCUUACCAGUAGUAAAUCCAGAUGGGUAUGAAUACACGUUCCGGGGUGACAGACUGUGGCGUAAAAACCGUAGCAGCCCGGAAAAGGGUGGCGUCUGCAUAGGUGCAGACUUGAAUAGAAAUUUCGGUUAUCGUUGGGGUGGUCAAGGUAGUAGUAAACAGCCUUGUCGAGAGACGUUUGGCGGUUCUGGACCAUUUUCGGAACCGGAAACGAAAGCCAUAGAAAAUUUCUUCCAGACCAGUGCAGCCAAUUUCAAGGCAUACCUAACCUUCCAUAGCUAUGGCCAGUAUAUCCUGUAUCCGUGGGGAUAUGAUCGCAAAGUUCCUCCUGAUUACGCCGACCUGGAACGCGUGGGCCGUCAAGCCGCAGCUGCAAUGAAAGCUGCAGGUGGAGCCGCAAGUGUUUACACCGUUGGUAACAGUGCUACCACCCUUUACGCAGCUUCGGGGGGUUCUGACGACUGGGCAAAGGCAAUUCCCAAGAUCAAGUACACCUACACCAUCGAACUACGUGAUCGUGGUAGAAAUGGUUUCGUCUUGCCAGCUCAUUACAUCAUACCAACAGCCAAAGAAGCUCUGGCAGCUGUUAAGGUCAUCACCGAGGCCUGUAAAACUGCAUAGCGUCGUCCCGUCCUUUAUAUAAAUCGAUUUAAAGAAGAAUUAAGUAAAUGACGAAUCAUUUGUACUGCUUUGCCCAUUGAUUGGGAAUCACUGGAAGACUUAAA
Cephus cinctus (wheat stem sawfly) is the source of this 1883-nucleotide messenger RNA. RefSeq names its product carboxypeptidase B. The record is from RefSeq and is a predicted model, not a curated record. The coding region runs from base 373 to 1779 and encodes 468 amino acids. Gene Ontology annotation, molecular function: metallocarboxypeptidase activity; zinc ion binding. The transcript has 6 exons. Gene Ontology annotation, biological process: proteolysis. NCBI's taxonomy places the organism in Eukaryota, Metazoa, Arthropoda, Insecta, Hymenoptera, Cephidae.